Pomacea canaliculata is the source of this 6639-nucleotide messenger RNA. Its product is annotated as RB1-inducible coiled-coil protein 1-like. The transcript has 28 exons. Gene Ontology annotation, cellular component: Atg1/ULK1 kinase complex; extrinsic component of membrane; phagophore assembly site membrane. Gene Ontology annotation, biological process: autophagosome assembly; positive regulation of protein phosphorylation; piecemeal microautophagy of the nucleus. Lineage: Eukaryota; Metazoa; Mollusca; Gastropoda; Architaenioglossa; Ampullariidae. Gene Ontology annotation, molecular function: protein kinase binding; molecular adaptor activity. Bases 414 to 4865 code for a protein of 1483 amino acids. The record is from RefSeq and is a predicted model, not a curated record.
ACUUCAGAGUUACAGUCCUUGAAUGGAUCUUGCUUGAGGGUGGCGAUUUGUAAACAUCUCAAGACCAAAACAGAAACAGCGUUCUUCUAGUAAACAUCUAGCACUAUGUAGGUCUUCUUCAACGAAAGAAACUUUCUGAAUAUACAGCAAUUCAAGAAAAUGAAACAGGUGAGAGUUAGGAAAGAUAAGCCACAAGACAUGUAGGUUAGAAGCAAGAGAGAGAGAAGAGGUAGAGUGAGAGAGGAGUGUCGACAUGGUGAUGAUGAUGACGAGUUAUAUAUAUCAAGCAAACAGAACUUGACGCUAAUAAAAAGAAAGCAUCUCAGCAGAAGAGAUAUUAACAGUUCUUCAUUGUCAGAGUCACAGCCAACCUGCAGAUUUUCUGGUGGCUGCUGCACACAAGAUCAGCCAAGAUGUUGUAUGUUUUUCUUGUGGAUACGGGCACCAUGUACACCUUUGACAUGAAGCUGACAAUGGAACCUGUUCUGAAGCUGAAGGAUGUGAUAGCCAAGAUUUGCCGAAUACCAGUCGAUAAGCAGGUUCUGCUCAUCAGUGGAGGGGAGCCCCUUUCCCCUGAAAAACUUGUAUGCAGCUACAGCGCAGGAACUGACACCAAUCCAAUCUUUUUAUUCGGCAAGAGCACCAUUGAGGGCAUAUCGCCACCCUCCCCAAGCAUCUACCAUGGAUUGGCACAUAAGGAGGACGCCAUCUUGCAAAAAGAUUGGGAAGUGUACACUUGGCAGAACAUAUUUGAUUACAAGAUGCAUGUGUUGAUGAAACAACCAGUGGAAUUUCAAGCUGCAGAAAUGGACCUUAACAGUCAGGUUGAAGGGUCUCUUAUCAUGCCUGCUACCUUUGACACAGUGGUUUCUCGGACUCAGUUGGCAAUGCAAAUUUAUGAAGUAGAUACAGAAGAGCUGAAGGCCUGUGAAAGAAUGGUUCUUGACCAGCAUCUGCAGCAGCAGGGAUGGGCAGCUGUGGUGGCCAACCUAGAAGAUCUUGUGAAUGCAUACUUUCACCGUGCCAGCCUCUUUCAAAAAGAAUUCAAAGAGUUUCUUCAAGAACGAGACGAUGUACUUGCUCUGCUGAGGAGAAUUCCGGAAGUGCUCCUGUUGCUGGAAAGAAUUCCUGUGUUACCCUGUCUUGAGUGUCCCCAUCAGAGUAUAAGCAGCAGCCAUGAUGUGGGUGGCAAACAUGGCAGUCUCUCUAUUGUGUCACUUAACCUCUACACCUGGAUUAACGCACAGGAUGGAAAUAAUCGACUUGAAGAUGUGAUAAAGAACUUGACAGAAGGCACUGAGCUUAUGACAUCAGGACUGGAGGAGAAGGUGAGCAGGGAGCUGCAGGAAGUGGGUGACUUCAUCCGACCCAUGGACAUGAAGGAUGUCAAGGGACUAGAGGAGCGACUGUACGGCCUGGACCAGCUUAUGUGCACUGCUGGCAAGCUGGUUGAUGAGCAGCGGCACAUGGCCCAGGGCUUUGUCCAAAACCAAACAAGGGUAUCAGACCUGAAAGAUCACAGCAUCCUCCCUGACCUGUGCUCCUCACACAAACGACAGCUCAUACAGAUGCUGAACAACCACAAGCGUCUGCAUGAUAUCAAACGCAAAUGCAGUGCAGCCAAGGAAGAACUGUCGGCAAAUCUGCAUACCAGACUGAGGUGGGUAAUGUUUGUACAACGCUCUGUCAAUGCCAUGGACAACAAGCUCUGGCUUUACCAUAAUAAUUUGGAUCGCAUCAAAGGCAGGACAAAUCUGCUGAAACAGGUAGAGACAUCACCACAGACGUAUGCUGCCAUGGUGGCCGAAGUGGCACGCAGGCGAAUUUUUGUGCGUCAUUACCUCAGGUGGGCUGAAGAGACAUCUAAUGAAGCUAAAAGACAACAUAAAAGAGAAGUGCAGCGAAGAAGAAGUUUUACUCGUCAGUUUGGCACACACUUCUUGCAGAAAAUGGUGCCAGGAUUUAAAGAUCAUGUCCCAAAGUUUGCUGCAGAGCCACUGAAAGAGUUUGAUGAGGAUCUACCCAGUAUAUCACAAGAGGACCUAAACACAUUGGCAUUGGCUGUUCCUGAAUUGAAACGUUGGUUUAAAAUUCCUGGUGAUGCAUCCUGCGUGGAAUUUACAACCUCCUCUCAGACACGGGUAGCAACACAGUCUGUAGUUUCUGAAAUGCAGUCUAUCACGGGAUCCAUAGAAGGUCCAGAUGUGAUGGGGGAGAUGCUGUUUGAACAUAUAGACAGAGAUAAACUCUCAUUAAGUGACCAAGCAGGGCUGGGUCUCCAGCAGGAGAGGCUGCCACUGGAUGAUCGAUUAACACUCUCCUUGCAGGAGAAAUUCACUGUACCAGAGAGCCUGUCCGAGACACUGACAGCUGAGGUGAACUCAGCAGCCAUGAGCACUAUCACUGUCAGUGUCGUGUCUGCAUCCCCUCAGCAACAGGUGGUAGUGACGAGCCAAUUGGCAGAGGGUGCCACAAGAGUGGUACAAGAAGAAAGUGGUGAUGGGCUCCUGCUGUCCUCUGGAGACCAUGAGCCUACCAAGUCUUCUGACAGUGAUGCAGUAAGUCAUGAAAGUCUUUCUGAUCGCAAGGCUCGUGGUAAGCGGCGUAGCAAAGGCCUGUCGGACACAUCUCCGGACAUGGAGACCUCGCAGGAGUUUACCACAGCAGACUUCUACAUCGAAGAUUCCAUGCCCUCUUCCAUGACUGACUCACCUCCAAAGCCUGGUGGGCAAGGGAAAGAGAGGACUGAACUGAGCAACACAGUGGCAGAGAAAACCAGGCGCAUGAGUGAACUAGAGUCAGAAGUGAACACGCUGCAAGUGAAACUGGAUGCCUCUGAAGACCGUCUGAGCAGGCUUUAUGCUUUAGCAUGCUGCAACAUAGGGCUGUUAAAGACAAGUGUCGCAGAGUUAAAGGAAACCGUCCAGAGCAACAAGAGUACCACCGCUAGUGCAGUCUCAGAAGUGCAGCAGCUGGCACUGGAAGCUUGCGCAACCCUUAUCAAGACCAUGGAGCAAGUCAAGGAGCAGGAGCAUAGCAGCAGCGAGGAAACUAUUGGAAACCUGCAGCAGCAGCUGGAGCUUAAGAGCAAGCAUGCUGACGAACUCCAGCUCAAGCUGCUGAAGGCCUCUGCUGCGUUUGAAGACCUCAGCAAUGAGCUGCAGCAAGUGCGUGAGGCAAGCCAUAAGGAAGUGGCAGAUAUGAAGGAAAAGCAUGACACAGAGAUCCAGGACAUUGCCAACAAGAACUUGCUGGAAAUGGAACUGGAAACGGACAAAGUUCGGACAGAACUUCAGGCUGAAAUGGACCGGCAGGAGACUGAAAUUAUAAAGCUGGAAGAACAGCUGAGGAUGGCAGAACUCCGACUGCAGAAGGUCAUUGAAGAGAAAGAGUGCAGCUCAGAAGAAAUGAUGAAAAAUUUUGUCUUCCAAAAGGAGCAGAUUUAUCAGGCCUUGAAGGAAGAGUUUUCUGUGACAAAGCAGCGAGAACAAGAGGAGAUUAUUGAGAAGCUUGGAAAAGAGCAAAAAGCAUGCUUGGAAACUCUUGCCACUGAUCACCAGGCUGAUCUUGAUACUCUUUCUGCCAAAUAUCAGGAAAAGCUUGACAAAGUGAUGAAAGAUACACAGGAGGAGAAAUCAAGCGAGAUCAAGCAGAUCGUGGGGGAAAUGGAGGCAGCAGCUGAGAAACGUCUGCAGGAAGUGAAGGAGAAACUGCUAAGUGAGCACAUAGCUGAUGUCCAGAAACAUUUAGACAAGGCAUCUGCCGAACAUAGAGAAAUAGUGUCAGGAUUACUCGAAGAGUUUGCACAGGAGCGCAAACAGCUGAAGGAUAAUAUACAGGCUCUGAAAGAACCUUUGGGCACAGAAGCAGGCACGCAGAGUGAAGAAGGAGGAGUCAUAGCAGUGGAGGACCAUCUUCAAUUGGUGUACAUGGCAGAAGCAAAAGCCAGAGAUGCAGCCUUUGUGGAAUAUCAGCAGAUGCUGACCUCCCAGCGCCAGACACUAGAGGCAAAGAUGAAGGAAACUGAGUUGAGGCACAAGAAAGACACGGAGGAUGCCUUAUCUACCAUGAAAACAAGUCUGAUGGCAGAAAGACAGGUUCAGUUUAAUGAGGCUGUCAGUCGGGUUUGCCAAGAAAAAGACCGCAUGAUAGAAGACCUAAAAGCAGAGAUAAGGACUCUGAAAGUGAAAGUUGAGGAAGUCGACAAAGAGAGUACAAGCAUGGAUGAGCUGAGAAAACAACUGGCCAGAGUCAAAGAGAAGGAGUCUGAACUGAUCCGUGAUAACUGUCGUCUAGAGGAGCAGUUACAGUUACGCCAGUCCGGCAAUCUUCCCCAGGCUAUGACCACAUCCACUGCACCACUUUCUUCUGUUGUUGUCACAGAUAGCACGCAAAGUUUGAUGCAUAUUGGAGAUGUUGGUCAGGCAGAAGACAGUCUUGCAAAACCAGACUGGGAGCAGUUUUUUUUUCAGAUUGCAAGUUUGAGAGAGAAGAAGAUCACUGAAUUAGAAAACAAACUUAUGACCAUGUCAAUGACAGCAAGCACCCGCAAGGAGGUUCGGGACAAAGUCUCCAUUCUUCACUGCCUGGUUGGGGAUUUAGUGCUGCUGUGCCUUGAUGAACGUCAUGACCAAUAUGUUGUCUUCACAGUGGGCAGCACUUUACAUUUCCUUCACAGUGACUGCAUUGACAUCCUUGGGCUUAGGGCUGUGGAAGGGGAGCCCCGAAAAAACUGGGUUUUGGCUGAGAUCAUAGAGAGAGAAUACUGCCAAGCAAGAAAGGCACAAAACAGAUUCAAAGUGCCAAUUGGAACAAAAUUCUACAGGGUGAAGGCAAAGCCCUGGACCCCCAGUGCAUCAGGAUGAAAAAAAAACAAAACUUCCAGGAAAUGGGCUGUUUCUUGUUGUGAUGUAUCUAGAUGGCUGCAAUGUUUAGUUUUUUUUUAAUUAUAAUUCCCAAUCUCUCAUCUUGUUUAAAAUUUCAUUCUGCUAAACAUCUGAUAAUUUAAGUAAAAACUAAUGGCAGCAAAUGGCAAUCAUGGAGCCCAUACUAAAGUUUAUUUACUAGAUGCACAUUAGAACUGUGGCUUUGUUCCUGCAAUUUGUGGUUUCUGGGCUAGUGAUUUUUUUUCAAAGUCGUUAUGCAUGUUUUUUAAGGAGGAAAGGGGAUGUUUCUUAUGCAUAUGCUUGUGCUUCAUUUGCUCCCAUCAAUAAAGAACAUUAUGUGGUAAUAAUGCUGAUGAAGGGUAAUGUGUAGAUUUUUUUUAAAAAUCAUAUUAAAAAUACAUGCAGUGCAGAAACUUUAUUAUAGCUCUAUAACUAACUUCAGGCAAAAUUGACAACAAACAAAACCAAAAUUUCUGCAAUUGCUCACACGAGAGUUGCAGAUGUCAUCUUUCUACUGUACCUGGUGGCAUGACUAUAUGAGAACCACUUUAAUUCCAGCUGUCCAUUUCUAAUUAGCAUUGACCAAUGAGCACACAAAUUUUGCCAACUCACCCCACCUCAUGCUGCCAGCCAGCAAGUUUAUCUGUCCAGUUUUUCACCUAGUUUAAACCAUGUAGGUCAUGUCUGCACCAUCUUGUAUGUUCAAUGCUGUUCAAUUGGCAACAUGGAGAAGCCAUCGUGGUGCAACAAAGUCUCUUUCCUGCCAACUCUCGGGCUUGCUUUCUUAAUUACCCACCAUGCUGAGUGACCUUGCCAUGUGAUAUGUUCUGCCUCUGAUUUGAGGACAGAUGGGUGCAGGUGGUCAGGGACAAACUGCAUGGGUAGUGGACAUCUCACCCCAUUAAAACGCAUUCUUUUAUCCGCAGACAAGGCUGCCAAGAAAUGCUUCAUUCCUCACUAGCUAGUGAAAGUGGGUUUGCUUCAUCACUACUGUUCGGGGUCCAAUUAUGUGUGCAACAGUUCAAAAUCUCUUCUGUCCCUCUUCCAUGUGUCAGUCUAUGCUGUUGUGUUAUUUCCACGAGCUCCUGGCAACUGGGAAGAAUUGGGUUCAAAAGUUUGGCUUGGCCAGUUUACUGUGUUAUUGGGCUCCUACUUAAAUGGCUCGACAACCACUUCCUAUACCUUUCACUUAUUCUCCAUGUAGUCAUCUGGUACAGUUUGAAGAAGAAAUACCAUUUUUGGUUGUAAAAUGUUUUCUUAAGGUACUUACCAGAUGAUGACAUAGUUCCCUCCUGCAUCCUUGCUGAGAGGGUCUCUUUCACAGUUGCUGUGGAAAACUGGAAAGGUGAACUCGCAAAGCGGGAUAUGGUAUAAAGUGAAUUGAUUUGAAUGCUCCCUGGUCAUAGGCAAGUUCUGUACAACUGGAAGCAGACUGCUGGAAUUGAGGUGACCAGUAAGACAAUUGCCAUUUAGUCAUGUCAUCUGGUAAGAAUUUACCACCAAAAAUGGUAUGUUUAUGUGAUUGUGUAAAGCAAAGCAAGAAAAUGCACAAUGUUGAAAACUUGCCUUUUGUUUCUUAUACAUUUUGAAUGUUGAAAUUUGUAAGUAUAUAUAUAUAUGUGAAGUUGUUAUGGUUUAUUAUUUGCUGCUGUACAGAAAAUCAUCCAGACAUUUUGUAACGGUUGUCACUUGCUAGAUCCAAGUUGUAUACAUGCUAUAAAUAUGGGGGAAAAAAGUAAAGAUCAUAUCCAUG